Molecule: messenger RNA, 1024 nt
Organism: Odobenus rosmarus divergens (Pacific walrus)
Lineage: Eukaryota; Metazoa; Chordata; Mammalia; Carnivora; Odobenidae
Product: translational activator of cytochrome c oxidase 1-like
Exons: 5
Coding region: 1-897 (298 amino acids)
Cellular component (GO): mitochondrion
Source: RefSeq, a predicted model, not a curated record
AUGGCAGCUUGGGCCGCCGUCAGCCUGAGCAGGGUCGCUGCCCGGUGCUUGCUGGGGGCGCGAGGCCCCGGGGUACAGGCGGCACUUCCGCCCACCCUCGCGGCUUCCCAGCCUGAGCCCACAGGCUGUACCCCCACUCUGGGCAGGACGCUGCACCUCACCGCGGCGGUACCCGCCGGGCACAACAAGUGGUCCAAAGUCCGGCAUAUCAAGGGUCCCAAGGACGCCGAAAGGAGUCGCAUCUUCUCCAAGCUCUGUUUGAGCAUCCGCCUGGCAGUUAAAGAAGGAGGCCCUGACCCUGAGCACAACAGCAGUCUGGCCAACAUCUUAGAGGUGUGUCGCAGCAAGCACAUGCCCAAGUCAACGAUUGAGGCAUCGCUGAAAAUGGGGAAAACCAAGGAUGUUUAUUUGCUGUAUGAGGGCCGAGGCCCUGGUGGCUCUUCUUUGCUCAUUGAGGCAUUAUCUAACAGUGGCUCCAAGUGCUAUUCAGACAUCAGACAUAUCCUGAACAAGAAUGGGGGAAUGAUGGCUGAUGGAGCUCGCCACUCUUUUGACAAAAAGGGGGUGAUCGUGGUUGGAGUGGAGGACAGAGAGAAGAAAGCUGUGAAUCUAGAGCGUGCCCUGGAGCUGGCAAUUGAAGCAGGAGCUGAAGAUGUUAAGGAAACUGAAGAUGAAGAGGAAAAGAACAUUUUUAAAUUUAUUUGUGAUGCCUCUUCACUGCAUCAAGUGAGGAAGAAGCUGGACUCCCUGGGCUUGUAUUCGGUGUCCUGUUCACUAGAAUUCAUCCCCAACGCAAAGGUGCAGCUCGCUGACCCCGACCUGGAGCAGGCCGCCCUUCUCAUCCAGGCUCUUGGCAGCCAUGAGGACGUGAUCCAGGUCUAUGACAACAUUGAGUAACCAGGCUCUGUGUGCCCCCCGGGGGCCUUCCUAGGCAACUGGCAGCUCAUUCUGGAGCACAGGCUUCUGCAGCGACUCUGAGACUGAAGCAGAUUGGAGGCCUAGCAGGUUAGGAGGCAUAAAACCA